GAUGAGAUAAACUCCAUUUUAAAAUGUUGGUUAGUAAAGUUUCAAUAAUCCAGCAAUGUAGAUGGCAUCUCCACCUUCAUAACUUAAUGCUUUUAUGAAUGAUUACGAUUAAUUAAUUAGGCCAGGAGAAACAACAAACAGAAGACCAAGAUCAAGAGAGUUAGAUAUGAUGAAUUUAUUGUUGAUUGGAAGUAUGAAUAAAGGAGAUAAAAGAAGUGGUUUAGAGAGUCUUGAUUAAUUUUUGGGUUAGCCAAAUAUACCCUAACCUAUAACUUCAACUAAUAGCUUAGCUAAUUUUGGUUAAUAGUUAUUAGGGUAGCCUUAUGGAAUGAGUUAAUUAGAUCCACUUAUGAGUUAAAUUCCUGGUUCAUCUUUUAGAGAUUAAAGAUCUAUGCCUAUGUUACCUAUGCAUUAAUAAUUUCCUUUAUAAUAACCAUAAUUUCCUACAUCUUAAUUCCCUAUGUAGGUACCAUAAUUUCCUAUUUAAUAACCAUCUUAAUUUCCUUUAUAAUAACCAUCCUAAUUCCCAUUAUAAUAACCAUCUUAAUUCCCAUUUAAUUAAUAAUAGUUUAAUUCACCUAACCAAUAAAUGAAGAAUUAAGAGAAAUUAUUAAUAAAUGGUUAAAUGGGUGUUACUGUAAAUUAAACUUAAUAAUAAGCUCCAGAGUUAUAAGAAUAACCUAAAACGAGAAUAAUAGAUUAUAUUAUGAGAUAAAACGAAGUCUUAGAAAAGUUAACAUAAAAUAUGGCAUAAUAGAGAGAAAAAGAGAGCAAAGAUGAAAAAUAGUAACUUAUAGAAAGAAUGAAAAAAUUAGAAGCUUAAAAUGCUUAAGAUGCAUUUUAUAAUGAUAUGUAUGAUGAAGUACCAUCACAUAUGAGGUAAGGUUAAUAAUUUAGGCCACCUCCAGGUUAUCAGUAUCAACCGUAUUUUUAAUAAUAGAAUUUAUAUUAAUAAUAAUUUCCAACGAUGCCAUAUCCUGAAAAAUAGAAAUCAAAGUAACAAACUUUAUAAAUGCUAAGAAUGUUGAAGUAACUUGUAAUAAAAAAAAUUUUAAUUUAAGAAAAUAGCAAAUUAGAGAAAGAAAAACAAAAAGAAUAAAAAACUUCUAGAUUUUGAAGAAAUUAUUAAUGAUCAAGCAGAAGUUGAUUCUUUUACUAGUGAAGAAAGUGAUCCUGAACCUAGAGUAGUAUAAAAACCAAGAAUUCUAAAACCAAGACCAAUACCUCCACCUCCAACUUAUGAUCCAAAAGAUGAUUAAACUAAAUUGGUCUAAUUAAUAGGGUAUAUAAUCUUACAAAUAAUAUUAUAGUCAACGUGCUAUAAAGAAAUUAAAGUUAUACUUUAUAAUGUUAUUUUUUCAUAUUUGGAGAUAUAAUUGGAUGAAAAAGACUAUUUUAGCUAAAAAAUAAUAUGUUAAUAAAGAAGGACCUGAAAUACUUUAAAAAUUUAUGGAUGAUACGCAUGGUUUAUUUGUAAGGGUAUUGAAAAAUGUUUUUGAUGAACUUUUUAUUUCUAAUUUAAAUAUUUAAGUAGUUCCAAAACCAAAAUAAAAGAUUUCACCUAAUCAAAUGAAUCAGAAUAUAAAAAAACUUAAGGAAAUUCUAAAAAAACUAUUUGAUGGUGUGACUGAUAAUGCAAAUGAAAGUGAUUUUACAGAGAAUAUGAUGAUAUAUUUAAAUAGCAUUACAUGUGAAUAUGCAUAUCUAUUAGAUAGUUAACAUUUAAGAUUUGAAAUAAAUAGAUUAAAUUUUACAUAUCAUGGAUCUUUAAAAAAUAUGGAAUAAAAGAAAUAAUUUAUGAUGAUUGUAAUUUCUAUGAUUGUUAAAGUAUUAUUGUAUAGGUUAUUGAGUAAAGCACAUAUAUAAAUAAAAAAUAUUAAAGUCACUGAUCAAUUAAAAACUAAUAUGAAGACAAUUACUUCAGCUACUUAUGAAAUCUUUAUGUUAUUUAUUAGAGGUGCAACAGCAAUUUAACCAAAUAAUACAAAAGAUUUACCAAUAGAGAAUCUUAUAAAAGAAAAAAAAGAAAUGUAUUAUUAAGUAGAUACUUUUGAUGCAACAGAGGAGGAAAUUGCAAAAAUUGAAGAAGCUAAGUAAAAAGCAAAUUCUAAGGAUGAAAGAAUAGAUGAACCUCUUUUAUAUCCCAUAUAUAGUGGUAGAGAAAUGGCAGCUUUGUAUAAUAAUAUAUAUAUAUUAUAUAUAGUUUUGAUACUGAAAGAAUCUUUGUAACAACUCUUUAAUAAAUGGUUGAAGGUUGGUGUGAAAAAAUAUAUAAUAUGUUAUAAAAUUAUAGAAAUGAGAAAGAAAAUAAAAGGAAGGAAGAUCUACGAAAAAAUAGAGAAUAACUUAAUAAUUCUCUGGCGAUAAAGAGAGAUAGAGUGAAUAAAAUUAUUUAAUUAAAUAGAGAAAAAGAUUAGUAAAUAUCUUAAGAAAUUAAAGAACUUUCAAUAAAAAUAGCUGAGAGUAGUGAAAAAGCAAAACGGGCUAAAGAUAAUUAUGAUAAUAUGUUAAAAGAAAGAGAAGAGAGACAUAAUAAUAUGUUAAUUGGUGGUCCUAAAAAAAUAGAUUCGUAAGUUCCAAAUUCUUAUGACGGUUAAUAUGGAUAACCAAUGAAAAGAUAGUUUUGA
Molecule: messenger RNA, 2627 nt
Organism: Paramecium sonneborni
Lineage: Eukaryota; Ciliophora; Oligohymenophorea; Peniculida; Parameciidae
Source: the annotation of a GenBank genome assembly